Molecule: messenger RNA, 1377 nt
Organism: Mesorhabditis belari
Lineage: Eukaryota; Metazoa; Nematoda; Chromadorea; Rhabditida; Rhabditidae
Source: the annotation of a GenBank genome assembly
AUGAUUCGACCACUCGGAUUCGAUGAUACCAAGCAACGACAGGAAUGUGCUUCGAGUUGUGUGAUGCUGAACAAAGCCCUUUCAUCAUUAUCAAAAAUCGGUGAAACAACUGAUCAUGAGCCCUCGGAUCGUCAUCGAAAACUUUUCCUAGAAAAAUUUGAUGAAGUGCAGCAGGCGAGUUUGGACGCUAAGGAAAUUUGUGCCGAACAAUCGGCUUUUUUUUCUGAACGCUACGGGGAGAUCGAUGCUGCAUUCAGCGAAAGCGAAAAGAUUAGAAGCGAUCUGAUUGACUUGAGCUUUAAACAGAUCCUAAAUGCCGAUUUCAAACACCAGGCCGAUGUUUACAAAUCAACAUGCGAUGUGCUUAUUGAGACGGUGAACAUUCCUGCAACCGAGGAAGAGUUACCAGAAAAACUCUCACCUUUCGAGCAUUUCAAUCACGGAUGCUGGGAUGUUUUAGAGCUUUUGGGUGUAAAACUAAAGGCUAUUGAGAUUAUUAAAAGUGCUUGUUAUAACUUGUCUUUCCGCUUUUGCUUUUACAAACUUAAAAGCUUUGAUGGUAAACCGACAGACGAUCACUUCUACUUAUUACAUAAAAGUUCAAGGGGCGGAUUGUUUAUGCGUAAAGUCUCAACUCAACGAACACUACAUUUUAUCGCUGGAAGCUGGAAAAACGAAAAGUUUUGCAUGGAUUCAAGAGAAAUCUCGCCAAGUCCCAAUCCAUUUGCAGAAGUGUCUCCUAUUGAUAUGACUGAAUGGAUCAAGCAAGAAAUGAUCAAGCUAAAUGGUUAUGCUAAACAUUACCACGAGGGCUUUUUUCCAGGCUUCUUCACUUUUAAGCUUAGUGAUUAUGUCUUUCAAUUGCAAAUUCCUCCAAGGCACUCGUCAACUUGUAAGAAUCCUGAUGAUCUCAUUCUUAAAGCUGGUUUCCCAGGUGAAGUUGAUAAUGACUACAAAAUUGGCAACUGUAAAUGCACAAAUGAUGACGAGAAGGCGUACAUCAAAACUUACACAAAGAUUUGCAAAUUGCUCUUUCUGGUGAAUCGAAAAGGAGUCAAGAUUUUCAAAAAGAAACACUCCACAAACGGAUUCAACAUCGACUUUCAAAGUUGUGCCGAAUUGAAACAGGAGAUCGUCACAGAUUGGAGAUUUUACGUCCACCGUGAUGAGCAGAAGAUAGCUCUGAAUCACCCAAAAUAUUUCCCAGCAGAUCAUAAGAUUGAUAUUCUGCUUGUCGAUCAAAUGUAUAACUUGUCAAGUAGGAAUCCGAUUGCCGAAGACUUUACUCGAGAUGAGCAGACUUCAAUGGAUAUUUUUGAGAUUUUUAACCUUAAAGAACCAGCCGCUAAAAAGAAAAACAUGUUUUUUUCGGAAAUA